Molecule: messenger RNA, 696 nt
Organism: Phaeodactylum tricornutum CCAP 1055/1
Lineage: Eukaryota; Bacillariophyta; Bacillariophyceae; Surirellales; Neidiaceae
Exons: 1
Coding region: 1-696 (231 amino acids)
Source: RefSeq, a predicted model, not a curated record
AUGGGAACGAUUUUUGGCAAACAGACUGUAGCGGAGCCCGCCUUUGAGGUGUUGUAUCGGCAGACGCAGCAGGCUUACGAAAUCCGGCGGUACGCGACGCGUUUUGCGGCGUCCACUUCAACGGAUGCGAACUCGGACAGUGCUCCCUUCAACGCUCUCGCUCGCUACAUCGGAGUCUUUGGGACACCGGAGAAUCAAGGCCGGACGGCGAUUAGUAUGACCGCUCCCGUGGUCAAGGAAGAAUCAUCGGGUUCAUCACAACCAGAGGCCAUGGCUAUGACGGCGCCCGUCGUCAAGACGCCGUCCGAUCCGAAUGGCGAGGCUGGAAUGGUGAUGAAGUUUAUUCUUCCGGCGGCGUACGACUCCAUGGAGAAGAUUCCGCAACCCACCAAUCCACGCGUGCAUAUUGAGGAAAUUCCUCCUGCGGUGGGAGCCGUGCACCGGUACUCGGGUAGUUUCGAUGACACCGUCUCGAGGAACAAAGCCCGAUGGUUGGCGCAGCAAUUGCGAGAGGAUGGGGUGGAUAUUACCGAAGAUUACGCCGUCGAGCACUAUCAGUUUUGGGGAUACAAUCCACCGUUUACGCUACCCAUGUUCCGUCGCAACGAAGUAUGGAUUGAAUUGGACGCGACGCAGGUUGAUCAGAUUGUGAACGGCAAGGGAGGUGCGGCGAGUUCUACGUCGGCCGUCAACUAA